Messenger RNA from Miscanthus lutarioriparius, 759 nucleotides. Lineage: Eukaryota; Viridiplantae; Streptophyta; Magnoliopsida; Poales; Poaceae. The record is from the annotation of a GenBank genome assembly.
AUGCCGCGGCGAACGGCAACAUAUAUAAUGGUGAAGAACCCAGGCAGCAAUGGCGUCCUCACGGCGACCGCCUUUUCCGACAACAAGCUAGCCAGGCCGGAGAGCGGCGUAGGCGGCAAGGCGGCGGCGGCGAGGCCGUACAAGGGGGUGCGGAUGCGGAGCUGGGGGUCGUGGGUGUCGGAGAUCAGGGCGCCCAACCAGAAGCGCCGGAUCUGGCUCGGCUCCUACGCCACGCCCGAGGCCGCGGCGCGCGCCUACGACGCCGCGCUGCUCUGCCUCAAGGGCUCCGACGCCGUCCUCAACUUCCCCACGUCAUCACCCUCCUCGUCCGCGUCCUCCUCCCACCGGCGUGCUGACAAGGACGACGACCCGGCUGCCGGCGGCGGCAUGUCACCGAGGUCCAUCCAGCGCGCCGCGGCCGCGGCUGCCGCGGCGAUCGACGACGCCGGCAUGACCGCCAGCGCCGACGACAGGUGCUCUUCCAGCGCCUGCGCAACGAUGCCGACGUCUGCCUCGCUGUCGUCGACGCAGGGCAGCACCGAUCACGUCCACCAGGAGCAGCACGCGACGACGACAUCGUCCGCCGCGGCCAGCACCGGCUCGCCGCCCGAGGGAGAGGAGCUGUGGACGUACCUGGAGGCGUUCGCCUCGCCCAAGUUCAUGGAUCUGGUGGACACCGGCGCCGCCGCGCCGUUCUCGUCGACGUGGGAGGAGCCCGAGGACGACGGCGAGUUGAUGAGGCUGUGGAGUUUCUGCUAG